This is a messenger RNA of Dreissena polymorpha, 4989 nucleotides long. RefSeq names its product acetyl-coenzyme A transporter 1-like. Gene Ontology annotation, cellular component: membrane. The record is from RefSeq and is a predicted model, not a curated record. NCBI's taxonomy places the organism in Eukaryota, Metazoa, Mollusca, Bivalvia, Myida, Dreissenidae. The transcript has 12 exons. Gene Ontology annotation, molecular function: acetyl-CoA transmembrane transporter activity. Bases 1320 to 2882 code for a protein of 520 amino acids.
AAUGGAUUGUUAUUUCUUAGUUCGGAGUGGGCAGUUUUUCGGACAGUGUUUUUUGGAUAUUGACUGUAUUUCAUUUAUUUAACUAUCUGAAAAACUUUACCUUAAUUUCAGUAUUCCAAUUUUAUUCAAAUAACAGCAUUUUAUAUUAUAUUAUGAAUUGUUGUGCCGGUGCCCGGUCUACAAAAUGCGCACAUACCUCGUGAUUGGGAACCAGCGACAAAUCGUACGUAUUUGCCUGGAGGUGUAUUCCCAGAAGUACAUGUAUAGUGCCAUUUUGUGACGUGCAACCGACAAGUAUAGCCGACGAGUUCCCUCGACGACGACGAUUGGUGCCAUCCUGACGAGCAUUCCAGUUGAUGCCCAUAAACAUAUUGGUCACUAACCGCUAGAAUGCAGCGGUCUGUAUGUACCCCGCUUGGCAAAGGCACUCCCGUGCCUGCGGGAGGGGGAUCAUGGUCCCAUUUGAGUCUUUGUCUCUUCUGCCUUGGGUGCGACCGUAGGGCGGCGGCCCAAGAGGACAAAAGUGGGAGGAAUGUAGCGUUGCGCCAAAAGAGAGGUCGGACGAAAGCUAUGCCUGACUUAGGGGAGUUGGGUCAAGGUGCUUACGCAAGGGGCACUAUUACUUCAUCGGUGGCGCCGGUACGAUUCCUUCGCUGUGUGGCGUCGUCCCAAAAGGACAAAAGUGGGAGGAGUGUUGUGCCGGUGCCCGGUCUACAAAAUGCGCACAUACCUCGUGAUUGGGAACCAGCGACAAAUCGGUAUAGUGCAUGCUGGGCAGCACGAGAUAGUACGGUCUCUUGUGCACGGGUGAUUGAUGCGAGUGGACGUCUUUUCCCAAGUUGAGUAUUGCUUGGAGUAAUUGUGAGCCUGAGUGAGUAAUUGUGAGCCUGAGUAUAGGUUAUAUUGUAUCAUAUUGUAUUAUAUUGUAUUUUAUGUGUGUUCAACACGUAUUUACCUGGAAGGCCAUUCCCAGAAGAUAUAAGUGAGUCUGUGACUGUGUUUGUGAGUCUGUGAGUUGCCUGUGAUUUUGUAAAUGACAGGCAUUUCCCUGGAAGUGUAUUCCCAGAAGUAUAUGUGUAUGUAAACCGGUGACUGUGUGUUUAAGUACGUAUUUGCCUGGAGGUGUAUUCCCAGAAGUACAUGUAUAGUGCCAUUUUGUGACGUGCAACCGACAAGUAUAGCCGACGAGUUCCCUCGACGACGACGAUUGGUGCCAUCCUGACGAGCAUUCCAGUUGAUGCCCAUAGGUACAGUUCCAAAGGGUAUUGUACAUGUUUAUUAGACAAGCAGUUAGCCAAUAGCAGAUACAUUGGGUGAGAAUGACGUGUCAGAUAAAGAAAAGUGAAUUCAGUAAUAUAGAAUAUGUGGUACUGAACAAAUACGAGCAUGACUCAGAAACCCCUUCAGCCCCUAGACACAAAGGUUUGAAGGGUGACAUUGGCAACAUAAUACUCCUUACAAUCCUUUACAUACUUCAAGGCGUCCCACUCGGUCUUAGUGGCAGCAUUCCAUUGAUCCUGCAGAGCAGAAAAGUCAGUUACGAAGAACAGGCCAAAUUCAGUUUCAUUGACUGGCCGUUCAGUCUCAAAUUGAUAUGGGCACCAAUAGUGGAUUCUUUAUACUUGCCACGAUUAGGACGAAGGAAAACGUGGAUGGUUCCAACCCAGUAUCUUAUCGGGAUUUUCUUGAUCUAUCUAUCAACAAGAAUUGACAACAUCCUUGGAAAUGACAAUGGGAAAGUGGGCUCAGGAACCAUGGAUCUGAAUACGCUGUUUGUGGUGUUCUUUGUACUAAAUUUUCUUGCAGCUACUCAAGACAUAUCGGUAGAUGGCUGGGCUAUUAGCAUGCUUCAAAGACACAAUGUAGGCUGGGCCAGCACCUGUAAUGCUGUUGGGCAGACUGCCGGCUACUUCCUUGGUAAUGUAGUGCUUCUGGUGCUCGAGUCUGCAGACUUUUGUAACAAGUACAUCCGAAGUCAACCUUCCAAUGUCGGGAUAAUCACAUUUUCAGGUUUUCUUUACUUCUGGGGCCUGGUGUUUUUCGUCACUACGUCCCUAGUGUGGAUAUUCAAAUCAGAGAGGACUGACCCUGAGGUUGACCCUGACCAGAGCAUUGUGACAACCUACAAGCAGCUGUAUAGGGUCAUCAAACUGAAACCUGUUAUCUCAUACUGUGUAAUACUCAUGACAUGUAAGAUCUGCUUCAAAGCUGCUGACACUGUGGCCAGAUUCAAACUCAUUGAUGCUGGCAUUUCCAAGGAAACCAUUGCCCUGUAUGCGGUGCCACUGGUUCCCAUCCAGCUCAUUUUACCCUUUGUCAUAGCAAGAAAGACAUCCGGUCCCCGGCCUCUAGACAUCUUUUUGAAGGGAUUUCUACCCAAGUUAUCGAUGACAGUGUUCAUGGCCUAUCUAGUCCAUCUUGCUUUCAAUGUGAUAGAUGCGAAGGGAAAUGUGCCCAUGUAUUUCUACAUACUCCUGCUAGCAUGGAAUUGUAUCAACGAAGUGUUUUGCACAAGUUUUUUCGUGGCCAAAAUGGCAUUCCACGCCAAAGUGAGUGACCCUGUAAUAGGAGGCACCUACAUGACUCUGUUAAACACCAUCAGCAACCUGGGUGAUAGUUGGCCUGCCACUGUUGCAUUGUGGGCAGUUGGAGGACUCACGUGGAAGUCAUGUGACCAGGCAGGGAUUAGGUCUUGUGACUCAGCAUCUGGAGCUCAGGAAUGUUCAGCUGCUGUUGGACAUUGUGUAAUAGCUGUUGAUGGAUUCUACAUUGAAUGUUUUGUGUGUGUGGUUAUAGGCGUCCUAUGGUAUUUAUGGAAAAAACACAAAGUCCGUUUGUUAGAUGCCUUGGAUGUAAAAGAAUGGAAAAUUUCAUUAAGUUGAAGCAUUUGCUUAAUUUUUUAUAGGGCCUAGACUGGAUUUGUAAAGAGGAGAUUUUCUUUUAACAAAAAAAUCUGUAAAAGUGCGAAAUGCACAGGCUAAUCUGGAAGGACACUUUGUGCACAUGCAUUAAUCCUAGUUUUCAUAUAAUGUAUCUUUUAUUUUCUUAUUAUUGAGUUAUCAAGGCCAUGAUAUUCUUUUUGUUCUAAUGAUAUCUCAUCCACUUCCUAAAAUAGUCAUGAAAACAUCACUAACGCUACUCAUUGCAGUAAAGUUCCACCAAGUCUCAGGUGAAUUAUUACAUUUGGCAAUCUUUUUAAGGAAUAUACAUGAUGUUUAGCUCAGUGUUUUCGGAGAAAACCCGAGGUAUUGUCAUAGCCAGCUCGUCGUCCGACGUCCCCCGUAGGCGUCGUGCUAAAACCUUAACAUUGGCUCUAAAAUCAAAGUGCUUUCACCUACAACUUUGAAACUUCAUAUGUAGAUGCACCUUGAUGAGUUCUACACGCCACACCCAUUUUUGGGUCACUAGGUCAAAGGUCAAGGUCACUGUGACCGCUAAUAUAAAACUUUAACAUAAACCUUAACAUUCGCUCUAAAAUCAAAGUGCGUCCACCUACAACUUUGAAACUUCAUACAUAGAUGCACCUUGAUGAGUUUUUCACGCCACACCCAUUUUUGGGUCACUAGGUUAAAGGUCAAGGUCACUGUGACCUCUAAUAUUAAACUUUAACAUAGGCUCUAAAAUCAAAGUGCUUCCACCUAAAACUUUGAAACUUCAUAUGUAGAUGCACCUUGAUGAGUUCUACACACCACACUCAUUUUUGGGUCACUAGGUCAAAGGUCAAGGUCACUGUGACCUCUAACAUAAAACUUUAACAUAAACCUUAACAUUCGCUCUAAAAUCAAAGUGCUUCCACCUACAAUUUUGAGACUUCAUACGUAGAUGCACCUUGAUGAGUUUUUCAUGCCACACCCAUUUUUGGGUCACUAGGUCAAAGGUCAAUUUCACUGUGACCUCUAAAAAAAUAAAAAAAAUUGGACAAGCUUUCAUUUAUUCAAAACUGCACCGUAGCCGAGCGUGGCACCCGUUAUGUGGUGCUCUUGUUUUGACACAAUUGAACAAAUGUAUUACUCAUCUUAAUUGUUUGAGUGAUAUUGAAAUACAAAUGUUUAUAUAUACACACAUUUGUAUUCGAUGAUUUUGGUUGCAUGGCCAGUAUCAUUUAUGUUCAGAAUAAUUUGAUGGUGCUAAUAAAAACUUUUGAAAGUAGAAGUGGCAAUUCUUUGUGAUUCUACCUUAAAACAAUAUAUAUUAGAAACAUCCUAAAUAUUAUAUAUUGGAAAUUCAAACAUAUCUGUUCCAUAUUUUCAGUGUUUUGUGUUGCUCUGAUUGUGUUUGUUUCAAGUUUCCCCUUUUCACAAUUGUAUGCAUAUUAGCAAUUUUAUGAAAUUGAACACAUGUAAUUGUUAUUGACCUUGUCUGCAAAUUCAAUAAUUAUCUACCUUUGUCUCGUAGAUGCACCCAUGUAGUAACAUAUUUGUAUAAUCGAUGAUUUUUCAUGAAAAGCUCAUUUACAUCAGUUCUUUUUAUAUAUGCAACUUAUGCAUUCGUCCUAAGUCAUUAGAUACUAAAUAUUGGCUUGAUAUUUUAGAAUGUAAUUAUGAUUGUUGAGAGAUUUAGAACAACGUUUCAAUGUUAUUAAACAAUAGUUUGUAUUGUUAUUAUGUCUAUAAAGUGCCUUUUUAUAACAAUUACUCAACAAACAUGUUGUUCAUUAAGUGCCAGUUAUUUACUUAUUUUCAUUCACAUGUACAUUUGCAUUUUUGUUUUGAUUGGUUUUAAAUUGGGCGUGCAUGCUUUUCUCUCAAAAUUGCCUAAAUUAUACAAAGAUACAUACACAUGUGGGAAAGACAAUUACAUUUUUAAGUUUGUUUUUUUUUAUCUUGAUUUUACUUGCAUCACACAAAUACAUGUAUUAGGUAAUGGCUACUUUUCAAGUUUAUUUAUAUGUACAUGUAUAAUCCGGUCUUGUUUUAUUUAUUUAUUUAUUGUUGUUUCAUAUAUUUGUUUUGGAUGGUACAUUUAUUAAAAGAUGAUAUGUGUAAAUGA